GUCUCAUCGUUAUAUCCGCAACCAAACGAGUCUGGUUCUAGAACUUUUUUUUCAAACUAAUUGUUAUACUUGAAUCCGUUUCUUCGGUUCUUGAUUAUUUUAGAAAAAAAUUCAGUUUUUCAAAAAAUUAAAUCAAAGGAUUCUCAAUUCAAACGACGCAAUUCUUUUAAACGAACAAUGGUUGGGCAAAUAACUUGGAUAAGUCUUGUAUUAUUAGUAGGCUCACUAAUUAUGCAUGGAAAUGGAGUACCAAUGGCAAGGCCAAUGCCACCAAAAGUAUUUAACAGUGCAGAAGAUUUAAGAAAAUAUCUAGAGCUUAUAAAAGAUUAUUAUAAUCUUAAUGGAAAACCCAGAUAUGGUAAAAGAUCAUCUGAACCACUUCUAACAUCAACGAUUUACAACAAUCCUAGCGAUACAUUGAAAAUGAUAUUAAAUCAAGGUCGUGAAAAUUAUCGAGACAUCGAAAUGGAAAAUGAUGAUUUAUCAUUGAAUUUAAAUAAAAAUAGACCUCAUCUGAUUCAAGAUAAAAUUCAACGAUUAUCACAUCCUUAUAGUUUAUUGGCAAAAUAUUAUCGUGAUAUACAAUAAUUUUUCUGAUUAAAUAUAAAGUUCCGACAUAAAAAAAAAAAAAUUUAUUUUAACAUGCGAGGAAAAAAGAAAAUAUCUUCAAUGAAUAUUAAAAAAAAUAUUCUCAUUUGCUAAA
Leptopilina boulardi is the source of this 703-nucleotide messenger RNA. RefSeq lists its product as uncharacterized. The record is from RefSeq and is a predicted model, not a curated record. Gene Ontology annotation, molecular function: hormone activity. Lineage: Eukaryota; Metazoa; Arthropoda; Insecta; Hymenoptera; Figitidae. Gene Ontology annotation, cellular component: extracellular region. Bases 178 to 588 code for a protein of 136 amino acids. The transcript is spliced from 3 exons.